Molecule: messenger RNA, 2335 nt
Organism: Mytilus trossulus (common blue mussel)
Lineage: Eukaryota; Metazoa; Mollusca; Bivalvia; Mytilida; Mytilidae
Exons: 2
Coding region: 169-681 (170 amino acids)
Source: RefSeq, a predicted model, not a curated record
UAACAUACUGACCAAUUUACAUACCUGAAGUUUUUAGCUUUCUUUAGAUAAAACAACCUAUAUAAUUCAGCUCAAAGAUUUAAGAGAACUUGUGUUUUCAAUGCCAAGUUAAACUUGAUGAUUCCCAUCUUUGAAAUCAAUUAGAACUGAAUAAUUGGACAAAGUGUUAUGGAUGAAACACAAACUGACAUUGAUGAAUCAGAUCUUGAAUCCCUCACAGAUAUUUUUGCGUUACCCUUUAUAGUUCAAGAGUGGGACGAGGAAGCAAACCUAUCACUAGCACAUUUGUCUUUCAUUAUUAAUAUUCUUCUUCCAAAGCGACUUAUUACUUUAGAGCGUGAUAGUAAAAUAGAAUCACAACUGAAGGAAUUUUGCGAAAGUAAAAAUCUUCAAAAUGCUGUUGCGGUUGGCAGCUCGGCAGAAGGGUUUAACAUUCCAAACUCUAUGACUAUUGAAACAGAUUCACAUAUAAAUACCAAUUGCGAUGUUGAUAUAUUGCUUCUGGAGAAGGGUUUUCAAAUUUCAAAUUCAUUGGUAUUUAGACAAGAAACAAAUGUCCAUGCAACUUUGGAAUCAUAUGAAGUUCACCCAGGCUACACAAAAAUACGUUUGUACAAAUACAAAGACAACGAGGACAUUUCAACGCUGAAAGAUAAAGUUUUCCUAAAUGGUAAGCAAUAACAGAGGAAAAUUUUUGGGCGUUUUAAUCUUCAAAGUGAUAAGGAUGACGAAAAAGUCAUACUGAUACAUGGCCCCGCUGUAUCAGUUGAGUAUUCAACAACCUUGAACGCCGAAAAUAUUUCGAAAUAUGGUCUCCGGACAUCACUCGACAUAGUACUUGCUCUUCCAGUAACAGAUUGGCCAUCAGAGGCAAGGUUAUGGAUAGAAAGAAGCAAGCAAAGCAAAUGGCUCGGUAACGAAUUCGUUGAUAACAUUGUUUCCGAUGGGUGCCAUGUUGUACCUGUUGCUCAUAAGAACAGCCAUAAUCCCGACAUUGAAUGGAGGAUUUCAUUCGCUUCAUCAGAAAAGCAAAUAGCAAGGAAUGCCAUUAUUGACGAACAGAGACAGUGCUUAUUAUUUUUCAAGCUGUUACGACAUUUAUGUCUGAAAGAUUUAGACGUGAUCUCGUCUUAUUGUUUGAAAACUGUUUUCUUCUACGCUUGUGAAAGAAUUCCAAAACCUAUGUGGGAAAUACAUACUGGACAAUGUUUGAUAUACUUAAUUGAAAGUUUGAUAAACUGUGUCAAAAGGAAAAAUAUCCCUAGUUACUUUGUACCAGAAAACAAUUUAGUUGAUCAUAUUCCCCUUGAGAAUUAGCAAGCACUGGAAAAAAGACUCGUUCAAAUUCGAAAAGAUCCCAUUUCACCCAUUUUGCAAUUUACUGAUUCAAGAGUGAUCGGGAGAGAGGUUAUUCCGUACGUUUUUCGUGAGAAUAUAUCAUAUGUUUUAGAGGACAAUGAAAAAUUUAAAAUCCAUAGGGAUAUCAAAAGAUCGGCUUCGUAUGCCUGCUUAACGACGUCAUUCCGAAUGAGCUUGCUCCUAUUGAAUAGAGGUAAGGCAAAAGAAUCGGUGGAUAUCCUAACGGAUUCCUAUCCUACAAUUAAUCGAUACAUUGGUCCUAUGCCGCUGAUCUGCUACCUUAAUAACGUAGCAAUUUUGAUUGAAGAUAGUCGCCUUCUGCUACUGCUUCUUCAAGAACUUGUAGCAAUGUCAAAUGAACAAUCCGAAUUUGAGUGUUUCAGAGAGAAUCUGGCAUGUGCUUAUCAUGCUGUAGCUUACACAUAUCAUGCACAUUCGACGGAACGGAACGAACAUUUACACAAAGCUGAAGAAUUCAUGAUAGGUGAAAUUCAUUCAAAUGGUUUGAACUCGUGUGGAGUGAUGUACAUUGUAUGGAAUUAUCCUUAUGUCACAAAAGAAAUUUCAAGAGGCAUUAAAUACUUUCGAAUCGAUUAUAAAUGAAAAAGAUGAAAUAGAACAAUAUAUCCUGGCAUUUGGAAAAAGUGAGCAAAUAUCUCUUGAUGCAGAUUUGCAAUUAGAAAUAAUAACAAAUGGAAACAUAGAAACUCGGUGGGUUUAUUUUGCCUUCUACUUUCUUGUCAAAUGCUUGGUUCAAAAAGACAAACUACCAAAACUUCGAUCAUUUUUAAUGAUUUUCAGCAAAUUUGUGAAAAGUCUCGGGACACAGUUGGUUUUAAGCUGUUAGUUUAUUGUUAAAUGCAACGUGGAGAAAUGUGUAAAGCAGAAGAAGCAUUUUUAGAGUUUUUAAAGAAAUGUCCAAAUGACCAGUUAAUACUAUCACUUAUCACCAAGUGCAACAAAAACAAGAACAUGU